This is a messenger RNA of Leptopilina boulardi, 1384 nucleotides long. RefSeq lists its product as uncharacterized. The transcript is spliced from 5 exons. The record is from RefSeq and is a predicted model, not a curated record. NCBI's taxonomy places the organism in Eukaryota, Metazoa, Arthropoda, Insecta, Hymenoptera, Figitidae. The coding region runs from base 82 to 747 and encodes 221 amino acids.
UUGACGUUUUUUUUUAAAAUUCAUUUUUUUACAAUAUUGUAAUAUGUUUUAAUAAUUUAUUAUUAUCUAUAUUAAAACGUUAUGAAAUUUUUAGUUCUCUGGAAUUUGUUAUUGAAUUUUUUGUUUGUUUCUUGUAACUCAGAGUAUUACGAUAAAGAUUAUUCCGAAGGAUUUAUUUCAGGAUGGAUAAGUUACUUGAAACGUUUUUUCUUAGUUGCCUCGAUAUUAUCUGGAGUAAUUUUGUACUAUAUUCCUGAUUCUCGUUUUUAUGCAAAAAGAGGAUGCUGUUUUUUAAUAGAUAAUUUUGCGGAAGGAUUAAAAACUCUUCUUUGUUUAAAAGAUAAUGAUUUUAAUAAAAAGAAAUCUGAUAUUGACAAUUCUAUAUCUGAAAAUUUUUACGAUAUUGACGAAUUUGAUUUUUUAAAUUCAGAUCAAAAUAUUGAGCAUAAAGAAAAAAAUGAUGAAAGUGUGAGAGCAUUGAAAAAUUCAAGGGAAUUUUCUUUAAGAUCUAUGGAACAUCUUCAAAUACAAAAGAAAUUAAAGAAAAAGAAAAAAGAACAAAAUUCCAAUCAAAUUAUUUUAACUUCAAAUUCAAAUCAAAUACCAAAUAAAAAUAUAUUAAACGAUAUUGAGGCAAAAGUAUUUUUUGAGAGAACACCGCAACCAAAGAAAAAAUGUCAAGAGAAUAAAGAAAAAUUAUCAUAUUUGAAUUCUUCGGAAAGUGAAAAAUUACAUAUUAGAAAUUAAAUACGGAAAAAGAAAUUUUAAUGAAAAAUUAUAUUUCAUAACAGGUGAUAAUGGAUUAAGAACGUGAUUUUUUUUUACAUAGAAAUUUAUAUAAAGUAUAAAUAUAAAUAAUUUAUAAAAAGAAUUAUAGAAAGAUUAAAAAUUUUUUUUUUUAUUAUUAUACAAAUACUUGAAAAUAAUUUUUUUUGUACAAAAAGCUUUUUGCCUUUUAAACAAUUUCUCUUUUUUAAUUUUGAAUUUCGCGCCAAUUUCAAGAAAAAUGCAUACGCUGAACAUUGCAUUAGAUGGGUGGGAGAAAAUUCAAAAUGGACACAAGCUGGAUGACAGCAUUACAUUGAAAAUAUGUGGAACAAAAUUUAAUUUUUUAAUUAUUUCGCUUAAAUAAAAUUUUUGAAUUUCUAAUUAAUAUUAGAAUUAUAUUAGGAUAUUUAAAAAAUUUAUUUUUCCAUAUACAUACAAUGUAAAGAUGUCAUCCGGUUUUCGUCCAUUUUAAUUUUUCCCCCACCUAAUUUUAACUACGCAUACAAAACUCUGCGCAUGCGUUUUACUUGAAAUUGGUUCAAAAUUAUGGCGGGAAGAUUAUUUUCAAUUCAAACUUUCUUUGUAGAAAAAAUUGUUCGCAAUCAUUUGUAAUGUU